Molecule: messenger RNA, 1444 nt
Organism: Penaeus chinensis
Lineage: Eukaryota; Metazoa; Arthropoda; Malacostraca; Decapoda; Penaeidae
Product: techylectin-5B-like
Exons: 5
Coding region: 106-1191 (361 amino acids)
Source: RefSeq, a predicted model, not a curated record
GCGGGAGAGAAGGGGAAGGCAUGUGUUGGUUUCUGGUUCCCCUCACUCUGCUAGAUACCGAGGCGAGAGCAAGAGCGAUUCCUCAGGCCAAGAGAGGAGACCAUCAUGGCGUCGAGAGCGUCAAUCGUUCUCCUCGUGCUGGGUCUCCUGGCGGCCUGCCGUAGUUACGAGGUCACGAUGCUCGAAGAUGUCGUUGGAGAGUACGACUUCAGAAUGUUCCGGGACCUCUUUGUCAACACCACGAAGCAGCUCACGCAGUCCAUCAGUCAGCUGCAAGAAAACGCUGCGAAGAGUAACACGCUGCAGGACCUGAUGGACGCUGUCGAGGAGCUGAACGAGUCCUUGGCGACGCUGACCAAGCACACCACUUCGGUCAGGGACUCCGUCAACAACGCUGCCGACAGUACCACCACAGAGCUGCAGAAGUUUCAAAACCAGGUCCUGCACAAGCUCUCCGAUGUGAAGCUCCUGGUCGAGUCGAAGACGAAGGAAAUGGAGGAUACCGUGUCAAGGUUCACCAGACUAUCCCACAACCUCAUGGCCGGUGACUGCCAGGACUUGUAUGACAUGGGCUUCAACGCCUCUGGAGUGUACUUUCUGCAGAAGUUCGGACGGCAGGUCCUUUGCGACAUGGAGUCUGGCGACGGCGGAUGGCUUGUCAUACAACGCCGCGCAAAGGUGGUUGAGCAGGUCGACUUCAACCAAGACUGGCACGAGUACAAAGCAGGUUUUGGCGACUUGGAGAGCGAAUUCUGGGCCGGAAACGACUUCCUGCAUGUCCUCACCAACCAGAAGACAUACAAGGUCUACAUAGACAUGGUCGACUUUGAAAAGGGGCCAUACUGGGCGUCUUACAACAACUUCCGGGUCGGUAGUGAAAGAUCUGGCUACCAACUCGACAUUGGAGAAUAUUCUGGAAAUGCAACAGAUGCCUUCACCUACCAUCAUGGUCGCCCUUUCACGUCAAACGACCGGGAUAAUGACCUUUACGCCAGCGGCAAUUGUGCCUCUUUCUUCUCUGGCGGAUGGUGGUACGACAGAUGCUACGACGCGCACCUGAACGGCGUGUACCCUGUGACCCCCGACCGCCAGAACGCCUCCUUCAUCACGUGGUGGGCCAACGAGGAGGAGGGGAAGGUCCCGCUGGUGCUCACGAGCGUCACCAUCCGAGUGAAGCCCAUUUCGCCCUGAGAUGACCUCUUCUCGUGACCUUUCUUGACCUCGAUUCUUGGAGUCUUGGGAGAUGCGGGGUCAGGAGGAGGCAGUGGACCUCUUCAAGGUUUUCUGUUUGGUUGAUAUAUAAUUUUUUUUUUUAAUUCUUUGGUCUCUCGGUCUUUGAUAUCUGUUUGGUGGGGCAUCUCUCUCUCUCUCUCUCUCUCUCUCUCUCUCUCUCUCUCUCUCUCUCUCUCUCUCUCUCUCUUCUCUCUCUCUCUCUCUCUCUCUC